Molecule: messenger RNA, 1695 nt
Organism: Fonsecaea erecta
Lineage: Eukaryota; Fungi; Ascomycota; Eurotiomycetes; Chaetothyriales; Herpotrichiellaceae
Exons: 4
Coding region: 1-1695 (564 amino acids)
Source: RefSeq, a predicted model, not a curated record
AUGUCGAGACCGUCAUCGUCGAGAGACAGUCUGCAUCUUGAGCCGCCACGGAAAAGUGUCGAACUAGAGGAUCCUGGCGCUCAUGAGCUAUCGUCAGAAGGCGAGGACGACGAACACUUCUCAGACGCCUCAGAAGGCCAGAAGAGACCCUCCCGGCCAGUCACCCCGGCCUCUCCCAUUCCAAAGACACGCAUUGAAAAAGUCGACGAUGAGCCACGAUAUGGCGAGGUCCCCGGCACGCCUGCGUACGAGAAACGGGUACUCGAUGCUGUACCUGAUGAAGUCGAGAUCGUCCGGGAAGGUCGCCUCAGUAAACGCUCUUCUCAGCUGCUUGAACCGCCCACAACCCCUGGAGGUACUCUCAUUCCACGUACUGUGGUUGAGAAGCUUGACCCUGAGUCUCCAAGUUAUGGUGAAAUUCCAAAGACUUCGGCCUACCUUCAGAGGCAGAUGGAUGCCGUUCCUGAUGUCAUUUUGAAGACUCCCGAGCCUGGGAGGAGACAUUUGGACCCAGACGAUGAGGAAGGAGACGGAGGAAGAUCUUCUACAUCGCCCGAUAUUCAAGUGCCAGAAACCAUCGUGACCCGAGUCGAUAGCUUCCCUGCCCAUGGCGAAGUCCCAGGCACAGAAGCCCAUCAGAAGCGAACUCUUGAUGCUGCACCGGAUAUUACCGAGAAGCAGGGCCACGGAGCAGGGUCACCCAUUCUCAACAGAUCUUUGAAUGCCGCAAGACGAAGAUCCACCCUACACAACCACGACGAUGACGAUGAUGGCAACGACCGUAAUGACAACGACUUCGGGGACGAGUUCGAUGAUUUUGAAGAAGGCGCACAAGCUGGGGCUGAUGAUGACUUUGGGGACUUUGACGAUGGCUUUGAAGAACCUGAAAGUGUCGAGUCACUGCCUCCUGUAUCUACUUCUCAAUCAAGUUCUAUACCAGCUGAUGCCUUCCCCUUGAUCGACUCUGAUGCCCUUUCGUCGAUACCAGACUUUCUUACUGCCGCACACAUGCAUCUAGACGCCAUGUUCCCAUCUUCCACACCCGAGUACUCCUCCCGAAUUCCACCACAGCAACCGAUCUCGGAUUCCUCGCCCAUCUUCCCAUCGGACCGCUCACGCUCACUCUGGAAACAACUCAUCACACCACCUCCGUUGCAACCCCCGAAUUGGACGCAAUCACGGAUCCGGCGGUUAUUCCUCGUCAGCCUGGGGGUACCGGUCGACCUGGACGAAAUUCUGCCGCCGAGCAAACAAAAGAAGCUUGUUCUGCCGGACAUCAACCUGGAACCCUCACCACGCAAGUCGGAAGGGGAUCGGGCAAUAGGUUCCCUCGCACGCCUCAGGGCACAGGCCGGUGCAAAUGAUUCAUCCGCCUCGCUCGACAGCACACAGUCGGGUGCCGCCAAGGAUGGCCAAAGAGUGGCCCGGUCAAGGAAACCAAAAGGACCCCCUCCGCCGCCAGAAUUAGACCUCGCAGCUGUCAAACGCCUAUGCGCCACCACCGAAGAAAAGCUGGAAGGCCUGACUGACGGAGAACUGCAGAGCCACGUCGAGGAAUUAAACGAACUGACGGCCAGAACGAGUGAAGUCCUCGAGUACUGGCUGAAACGGAGGGAUGGGUUGGUCAAGGAAAAGGAAGCGUUCGAGGGCGUCAUCGAGAAUCUGGUCAGGCAUGCGAGGAGGGUGAGGAAAUGA